Prosopis cineraria is the source of this 1916-nucleotide messenger RNA. Its product is annotated as pentatricopeptide repeat-containing protein At5g15300. Gene Ontology annotation, biological process: RNA modification. Lineage: Eukaryota; Viridiplantae; Streptophyta; Magnoliopsida; Fabales; Fabaceae. The transcript has a single exon. The coding region runs from base 104 to 1738 and encodes 544 amino acids. Gene Ontology annotation, molecular function: RNA binding; protein binding. The record is from RefSeq and is a predicted model, not a curated record.
UUUGGCCCACUGAUAAUACAACCCAACGGUCAUCCUGCCACGUGUCUCCACUUGUUAAUGCCAUUCUCGAAAUUAGAAACAGUGGGGAGCGCCGGGGAAUUUGAUGAUCAGAAAAAGAACCAGCGACGGCGGCAUUAAUCGCCGCAGGCGACUGAGUAUAUGGCAAAAAUGCACCAACUUUCGAACUCUGAAGCAGAUCCACGCUUGCAUGAUCAUCAAUGGAUUCAAUUCAAAUGUUCGAUACCUCAGAGAACUCAUUUUCACGAGUGCCAUGGAAUUUUUGGGCACUAUGGAGUAUGCCCACCAAGUGUUUGCUCAUAUUGCUGAACCAGACAUUUUCAUGUGGAACACCAUGAUCAGAGCCUCCGCUCAAAGCUCAAACCCCCUAAAGGCCGUUGCUCUGUAUGCCCAAAUGGAUAAUCAAGGUAGAAAGCCUGAUAACUUCACUUUCCCCUUUGUGCUUAAGGCUUGCACCAAGCUUUCCUGGGUUAAGACGGGUAAUGCAGUUCAUGGAAGGGUUGUGAAAUUCGGGUUCCAGUCAAAUCCAUCUGUACGAAAUACUCUUAUAUUCUUUCACGCUAAUUGUGGAGACUUGAAGAUUGCAAGCGCACUUUUUGAUGAUGAUGCGAAGACGGACGUAGUUUCAUGGUCAGCACUAACCGCGGUAUAUGCCAAGCGAGGGGAUCUGACUGUGGCGCGUCAACUAUUUGAUGAAAUGCCCGUAAGAGAUUUAGUUUCUUGGAAUGUAAUGAUAACUGGGUAUGCUAAGCAAGGAGAGAUGGAGAGCGCGAGAAAGCUGUUUGACGAAGUUCCAGAGAGAGACGUGGUUACUUGGAACGCAAUGAUCGCUGGUUACGUGCUUCGUGGCUCGCAUGAACAGGCGUUAGAUCUGUUUGAGGAGAUGAGAACAGUUGGGGAACGCCCAGAUGAAGUGACAAUGUUGAGUCUGUUAUCUGCUUGUGCCGAUCUAGGAGAUUUGGACAUCGAUCAAAAUAUACAUAGCUACAUCUUGGAAAUGUGUUCGGGAGAGUUAAGCACAAUAAUUGGGAAUGCACUUAUUGACAUGUAUUCCAAGUGUGGAAGCAUAGAAAAGGCGAUUGAAGUGUUCAGAGCAAUUAGAGACAAAGAUGUGACCUCGUGGAACUCAGUCAUAGGAGGCUUGGCUUUCAAUGGCCAUGCUGAGGAAACACUUGAUAUGUACAGGGAGAUGCAGAUGACCACAAUCAGACCAGAUGAGAUCACCCUUGUGGGAGUCUUGGCAGCUUGCAGCCAUGCCGGUAAAGUUGAUGAGGGUUAUCGAUAUUUUGACCAUAUGAGAAGUGAGUGUAAAAUUGAGCCCAACAUUAAGCACUAUGGUUGCAUGGUAGACAUGCUGGGACGUGCUGGACUAUUGAAGGAAUCGUUUGAUUUCAUAGACUCAAUGAAGAUUGAACCUAAUGCAAUAGUAUGGAGGACUCUGCUUGGAGCUUGCAGAGUUCAUGGAAAUGUGGAGUUGGCAAAACUGGCGAACGAAAAGCUUCUUGGAAUGAGAAAGAACGAGAGUGGUGACUACGUAUUGCUGUCUAACGUAUAUGCUUCAAGAGGUGAGUGGGAUGGGGCUGAGAAAUUAAGGAAAGUAAUGAAUGAGAGUGGCGUAAAGAAGAAAACUGGGUACAGUUUAGUUGAAGCAGAUGACAGGUCUCUGAUGCGUUAUUUAUUUGACUCAAGUCGUAAGUUGAGAUCAAGAAGCCAAAUAUAGCCGCGAAUUGGGGAUAAGAUGCCAUCAGAUCCCAUGUUCUACUCGGUUCAUAUGUAUAUUUUGUUGGAUAUUUAUAGGUUUCUUUUGACAAUAAUAUUACUUAGCUGGGAAAAUGGCUGGAACAUGUCAAUGGGAUUGAGGGUUCCAUUCUAUAUUACGGGAAUGUCUUCAUUUUUCA